Charadrius vociferus (killdeer) is the source of this 297-nucleotide messenger RNA. Its product is annotated as C-type lectin domain family 2 member L-like. The annotation marks the transcript as partial. The transcript has 3 exons. The record is from RefSeq and is a predicted model, not a curated record. Lineage: Eukaryota; Metazoa; Chordata; Aves; Charadriiformes; Charadriidae.
AUGAGGACUGUGGCUGGCAAGCGCAAGUCGUACGCACUCUAUCCAGCGUGUGUUGUGCUGGCUGUGCUGGUGGCUCUGGUCCUGACUCUGGUGGUGGCUGUUGCUGUCCUCUCAGGAAGAGGUGGAGGGGAUGCAGCUGUGCCUGCGGCUGCGGUGCUGGGCUGUCCCGAGGACUGGGUCGGGUACCGCAAUGUCUGCUACUACCUCUCGAAGGAGGAGGGGAGCUGGGAGUGGAGCCGGGAGCAGUGCUGGUCGCGCGGGGCCCGGCUGGCCGUGCUGAGGAGGGAGUGGGAAAUG